GUAGGUCGCGGUGCAUUCUGGGUCCUGGCAAUAUGGCGUCCUCCUUAGUGUGCUGAUGAGAGGAGUUUCACUGUACCUCCAAACCAGAGGGCAAAACUCCCCUGACCCAAUAAGCCCACAUUGUCCUUUUUCUCCGUGGUUCCGUGUCACCUGUUUCUCAGGACUCGUUCUCACGCAUCAGAGAGCCUCGGGGCUGAAGGCCAGGACCAGCCAGGCCGCGCGGACCUAAGGUUGAGGAACCGGGUGCGGGCGAGCACGAUGGGCCGGUCCUGGCUCUGGUUGCAGCAGCUCAGGCGAGUGCGGGACCCGCAGGGCUGAGAGUGGCUAGAGGAGACCCAAGGCCCUCUGAACCCGAUCCCUUGGCCGGAGACCUCAGCCCAGUCGGCCCAGUGGGCGAACCAGCACCAGGAGCGGCCUGCCUGUCCUCGGAUCUGCUGAGGCGUUGGAGGCCGAGAGCAGGGUCAUCGUGAGGCCUGAAGUCUCUCACGCUUUUGACAGCUCGGCUCGCAGCCCCUCUGGAAACGUACAGCCUCAGGAGCAGCCAGUGGCUUGGGACCUGGGGUGGUGUGUGUCUGCGGAGCUUCUUGGGCUGCCCCAUUUUCCAGCGGCCCCCUCCCCGCCUCCCGCUCAGAGUUAGAAAUAAGGAUCUCAGACUUUUUGCCUGAGUAAGGGUCUCCGCACUCUCCAUCCCUUUCUUUUUCGAUUCUCCGUUUUGCUGUUUCUUAUUUCACCAAUUCUGGUACACACUAGUUUUUAAGGCUGGAGGUUCUCGAGCGCUUACUGCCAAGGACUCCCCCACCCCCUCCCCCACUGAUGGAGUCCGAAAUGCUGCAGUCGCCUCUUCUGGGCCUGGGGGAGGAAGAUGAGGCUGAUCUUACAGACUGGAACCUACCUUUGGCUUUUAUGAAAAAGAGGCACUGUGAGAAAAUUGAAGGCUCCAAAUCCUUAGCUCAGAGCUGGAGGAUGAAGGAUCGGAUGAAGACCGUCAGUGUUGCCUUAGUUUUGUGCCUGAAUGUUGGUGUGGACCCUCCCGAUGUGGUGAAGACCACGCCCUGUGCACGCUUGGAAUGCUGGAUCGAUCCUCUGUCGAUGGGUCCUCAGAAGGCUCUGGAAACCAUCGGUGCAAAUCUACAGAAGCAGUAUGAAAACUGGCAGCCAAGGGCCCGGUACAAGCAGAGCCUUGACCCAACUGUGGAUGAAGUCAAGAAGCUCUGCACGUCCCUACGCCGAAACGCCAAGGAAGAGCGCGUCCUCUUUCACUACAACGGCCACGGGGUGCCCAGGCCCACAGUGAACGGGGAGGUCUGGGUCUUCAACAAGAACUACACGCAGUAUAUCCCUCUGUCCAUAUAUGACCUACAGACAUGGAUGGGCAGCCCGUCAAUCUUCGUGUACGACUGCUCCAAUGCUGGUUUGAUCGUCAAGUCCUUCAAGCAGUUCGCACUACAGCGGGAGCAGGAGCUGGAGGUAGCUGCAAUCAACCCGAAUCACCCUCUUGCUCAGAUGCCUUUGCCUCCGUCGAUGAAAAACUGCAUCCAGCUGGCAGCCUGCGAGGCCACGGAGCUGCUGCCCAUGAUCCCUGACCUCCCAGCUGACCUGUUCACCUCCUGCCUCACCACCCCCAUCAAGAUUGCCCUGCGCUGGUUUUGCAUGCAGAAAUGUGUCAGUCUGGUGCCUGGCGUCACACUGGAUUUGAUAGAAAAAAUCCCUGGCCGCCUGAAUGACAGGAGGACGCCCCUGGGCGAGCUGAACUGGAUCUUCACAGCCAUCACAGAUACCAUCGCGUGGAACGUGCUCCCCCGGGAUCUCUUCCAGAAGCUCUUCAGACAGGACUUGCUGGUGGCUAGUCUGUUUCGAAAUUUCUUACUGGCAGAAAGGAUCAUGAGGUCGUACAACUGCACUCCUGUCAGCAGCCCACGGCUGCCGCCCACGUACAUGCAUGCAAUGUGGCAAGCCUGGGACCUGGCUGUCGACAUCUGUCUGUCUCAGCUGCCUACUAUCAUCGAGGAGGGCACUGCGUUCAGGCACAGCCCGUUCUUCGCCGAGCAGCUGACCGCAUUCCAGGUGUGGCUCACUAUGGGCGUGGAGAACCGGAACCCACCCGAACAGCUGCCCAUCGUCCUGCAGGUGCUGUUAAGCCAAGUACACAGGCUGAGAGCACUGGACUUGCUGGGAAGAUUUCUGGACCUGGGUCCCUGGGCGGUGAGCCUGGCCUUGUCUGUCGGCAUCUUCCCCUACGUGCUGAAGCUGCUCCAGAGCUCGGCCCGAGAGCUGCGGCCACUUCUCGUGUUCAUCUGGGCCAAGAUCCUCGCAGUGGACAGUUCAUGCCAGGCGGACCUCGUGAAGGACAACGGCCACAAGUACUUCCUGUCGGUGCUGGCGGACCCAUACAUGCCAGCUGAACACAGGACCAUGACAGCCUUCAUCCUCGCCGUGAUCGUCAACAGCUACAACACGGGGCAGGAAGCCUGCCUCCAGGGAAACCUCAUCGCCAUCUGCCUGGAGCAGCUCAACGACCCUCACCCCCUGCUGCGCCAGUGGGUGGCCAUCUGCCUAGGCCGGAUCUGGCAGAACUUUGACUCGGCGAGGUGGUGCGGUGUAAGGGACAGCGCCCACGAGAAGCUCUACAGCCUCCUCUCCGACCCCAUUCCUGAGGUCCGCUGCGCAGCGGUCUUCGCCCUCGGCACAUUCGUGGGCAACUCUGCAGAGAGGACGGACCACUCCACCACCAUCGACCACAACGUGGCCAUGAUGCUGGCCCAGCUGGUCAGCGAUGGGAGCCCCAUGGUCCGGAAGGAGCUGGUGGUGGCUCUGAGUCAUCUCGUGGUUCAGUAUGAAAGCAACUUCUGCACCGUGGCCCUGCAGUUCAUAGAAGAGGAAAAGAACUACCCGUUGCCUUCUCCGGCGACCACAGAGGGUGGGAGUUUGACCCCCGUGCGAGACAGCCCGUGCACCCCCCGACUCCGUUCUGUGAGUUCCUACGGAAACAUCCGCGCUGUCGCCACAGCUAGGAGCCUCAACAAAUCUUUGCAGAACCUGAGCUUGACAGAGGAAUUCACGCCAUUAACCGUAAGACCAAAAGGAGGGUCCCAGGAUGACCCCGUUGACCCCACCAUGUCUCGGCCAGCCGGUGGCGCGGUCGCGUUCUCCCCUGGAAACCUCAGCACCAGCAGCAGUGCCAGCAGCACCCUGGGCAGCCCGGAAAACGAGGAGCACAUCCUGUCCUUCGAGACCAUCGACAAGAUGCGCCGUGCCAGCUCCUACUCCUCCCUCAACUCCCUCAUUGGCGUUUCCUUUAACAGUGUUUACACUCAGAUCUGGAGAGUGCUGCUGCACCUGGCUGCUGACCCCUAUCCGGAGGUCUCGGACCUGGCCAUGAAGGUGCUCAACAGCAUCGCUUACAAGGCCACCGUGAACACCCGGCCGCAGCGCAUCCUGGACACCUCCUCCCUCACGCAGUCGGCCCCCGCCAGCCCCACCAACAAGGGCGUGCACAUUCACCAAGCGGGGGGCUCCCCUCCGGCAUCCAGCACCAGCAGCUCCAGCCUGACCAGUGACGUGGCCAAGCAGCCGGUCAGCCGAGACCUGCCUUCCAGCCGGCCCAGCACCACAGCCCCCGGGGGGGCGCAGUACACCCCACACUCCCACCAGUUCCCCCGGACACGGAAGAUGUUCGACAAGGGCCCAGACCAGACUGCAGAUGACGCAGAUGAUGCUGCUGGACACAAAAGCUUCGUCUCCGCCGCAGUGCAGACAGGGUUCUGUGACUGGAGCGCCCGCUAUUUUGCCCAGCCUGUCAUGAAGAUCCCAGAGGAGCACGACCUGGAGAGUCAGAUCCGCAAGGAGCGGGAGUGGAGGUUCUUGCGGAACAGCCAUGUCAGGAGGCAGGCCCAGCAAGUCAUCCAGAAGGGCAUCACGAGAUUGGACGACCAGAUAUUUCUGAACAGGAACCCCGGCGUUCCCUCUGUGGUGAAAUUCCACCCCUUCACUCCAUGCAUCGCCGUAGCCGACAAGGAUAGCAUCUGCUUUUGGGACUGGGAGAAAGGGGAGAAGCUGGAUUAUUUCCACAAUGGGAACCCUCGGUACACAAGGGUCACUGCCAUGGAAUAUCUGAAUGGCCAGGACUGCUCGCUUCUGCUGACAGCCACGGAUGAUGGUGCCAUCAGGGUCUGGAAGAAUUUUGCUGAUUUGGAAAAGAACCCGGAGAUGGUGACCGCAUGGCAGGGGCUCUCCGACAUGCUGCCUACGACGCGAGGAGCCGGGAUGGUGGUGGACUGGGAGCAGGAGACUGGCCUCCUCAUGAGCUCGGGGGACGUGCGGAUCGUCCGGAUCUGGGACACAGACCGGGAGAUGAAGGUGCAGGACAUCCCCACGGGCGCAGACAGCUGUGUGACAAGUCUGUCCUGCGAUUCACACCGCUCACUCAUCGUGGCUGGCCUGGGUGACGGCUCCAUCCGUGUCUACGACAGAAGGAUGGCGCUCAGCGAAUGCCGCGUCAUGACAUACCGAGAGCACACGGCCUGGGUGGUUAAGGCCUCCCUGCAAAAGCGUCCCGACGGCCACAUCGUGAGCGUGAGUGUGAACGGAGAUGUGCGCAUCUUUGAUCCCCGGAUGCCCGAGUCUGUGAACGUGCUUCAGAUCGUGAAGGGGCUGACGGCCCUGGACAUCCACCCCCAGGCAGACCUGAUUGCGUGUGGCUCCGUCAAUCAGUUCACCGCCAUCUACAACGGGAAUGGAGAGCUAAUCAAUAACAUCAAGUACUACGACGGCUUCAUGGGCCAGCGGGUCGGCGCUAUCAGCUGCCUGGCCUUCCACCCACACUGGCCUCACCUGGCCGUGGGAAGCAACGACUACUACAUCUCCGUGUACUCGGUGGAGAAGCGUGUCAGAUAGCGGCGUGGCCCAGGCCUGCCAGGCCACGGCUGCCUGCUGUACAUAGUGAAGCUGCCACUCACCCGGGCAUGGGGCAUCGGCUGCCAAGGUCCCGCAGUGUGAACGUUGUGCCGCCAUAGCUGCUGGACAGCAGGAGGGCCCUGCCACUUGCUUAGCUGCUGAUGACGCAGGAGGGCCCUGCCACUCGCUUUCGUCUGUCUUCGCUGUCGUGUCUGGAUGUCAGGGAAGGGGAGGGCCAGGUUGACGGUGGCUUCCCACACAGCGCCAGCAUCCAGGUGUCCCCCACAGCCGCGGCGCCACCAUCCCUCUCCUGCUCUGUUUCUCUGAGACAUUGAAAGGGGAAACACCUCAUUUUAUUUCCAUGUGAUCAGAGCAUUAGCUGCAGAAAAACCCCCAGACAGAGGGAGCCCCAGCAGAGAGGCAGGUGUGGGGCUCCUAUGGGUCCCUGGGGCGACUGCCCCCAUCAGGCCAAGAGCUAGUGAGAGGUGGCACCCCAGACAGGCCCACCACCUCUCACGGUCAGUGCACGCAAGUGGGGGACAUUUCCUAGCCUGCUGGGGACACUGGAAAUUCGGGAAACCAAGGCAGGGGGAGAAGGAGAUGUCCCUCCAGCUGGCAGGUGUGAAGGAAGCUGCCCAGGGCUGGGGGUCCGGGCUGUCCUUGGCCACUGGCCACAUCACUGAGCAGGAGGAGCGCACCCCACCCCACCCCGCCACACCCCACACCUCCAGCUCUCUAGACUCCAGUUUGGGCCCCUCUCACACAGAUCUGUCAGCCGGGGGCUCUGGCCGUGCACUGGGGAGGCAGGUCCUUGGCGAUGUAGCCCCUGCCUUAAUCCACAGGGCUCCUUUCCCUCAAAGGGCUGCUCUUCCUCGUAGGUGCAGGGACAGUGGCUGGGCCUGUGGUCUCCAAGCCUGUGCCCACACACAGGCGUAGUACACGCAUGUGCAGGCACCACGGCCGGCACCUCGGGGCGUACACACAGGCAGAGGGUCUGCCUGCUGUGCCCUCGUAGUCCAUCACACGCAGGCGAGAGGCACUGCUGGGCCCCAGGCGGCUCUGGUGACACCAGCCCCGUCUCCAGCCCCCAGUUGUCCUUGCUGAUGCGACCUUGGCUCACAGCUGGGUGUGUAGUGCAGGCAAGCCCCGUGGUCCUUGCCUCCCCAUGUGUCAGGCUGUGGGGCAGUCCGUUAUUUUUCCAUGUUUGUCGGAAAUCAGGAUUAUUCAGAGGUAGAGGAGCCAGGUGGCUUGAUUCUGCCCACGACCGUGGGAGUGAGAGCUGGGCAGCGAGGCCCGGCUCCCUUGCACUGUGGCUGGCAUCCUGCUCUGGCCAAGAGCAUCUUCUGGAUGGAUGGCGCCCUGCCUGGCCACGCUGGGCCAGAGAAACACCUGGGCCUUGGAGGCCUGAGCUGGGGCUGGCAGGGACACAGGCGGCCCCUCUGCUGCUCCUUUUCAGAAUGCGAGCUCGCACCAGAAGGCUCCACCAUGAAUCCCAUCCCCACAUCCGGGUUGAAUGAGCAGCCUGGGUCCAAAAGGUGUAGAGAGCCCCGAUCCCACAAGUCCCAGCCUCGCUCAGCUCACAGGCCAUGCCAGGCGGCGACACCAGAACCUUCCAGAAGCCCAGCUCCACCUGCAGACACAGCUUCUGACCCAUCCUUCAACUCAGUUCUUACCUAACAUGCGUUUCUGUUUGUUUUGAGACAAAACCACCACCUGUCAAAGUGCAGGUGGCUCCAGAGGGGGCAAGGCCCUCCCACCCCCACUCCACCCCAGAGCCCACCCUCGGGCACCACGUGCCACCUGCACAUGGCUGUGUCUUCACAGGUCUGAUGCGAAAAUUCAAUCAUGACGUAGCCAAGGCUCGAGAGCGCACCGGCCUCACGGCUCAUUAUCUCUAUUUAUUUUACCAAAUGCAAAUUGAGAAAGACUUUGACGAAACCCAAAAUUGAAAUGUGAAGCAGUGACAGAAGUAAACUUCACACGCAGA
Molecule: messenger RNA, 6880 nt
Organism: Callithrix jacchus (white-tufted-ear marmoset)
Lineage: Eukaryota; Metazoa; Chordata; Mammalia; Primates; Cebidae
Source: RefSeq, a predicted model, not a curated record